Molecule: messenger RNA, 237 nt
Organism: Gamsiella multidivaricata
Lineage: Eukaryota; Fungi; Mortierellomycota; Mortierellomycetes; Mortierellales; Mortierellaceae
Product: At2g23090 like protein
Exons: 4
Coding region: 1-237 (78 amino acids)
Source: RefSeq, a predicted model, not a curated record
AUGGGAAACGGACAAAAAGCACAAAUGAAGCGUGAGCGCAACGCCAAAAACGCGGGCGGCAUCGCCAACAGUCAGCUCAAGGCUAACGAGGCUGCCAAGAACAUUGUUUGCCAAACCUGCCGCCAGACCUUUUUGUGCACUAUUCGCACCAAAGCCCUCGAAGAGCAUGCCACCAACAAGCACAGCAAAACCGUCAACGAUUGUUUCCCUGGAUUCGUUGAGACCCCCAAGAAGUAG